AUGACGGAUUUGAGCUUGAUGUCUUAUUUCCUUCGCAUCGUAGUUCUUCAAAAAGAUGAUGGAAUUUUCAUUUCUCAAAGAAAAUAUGCAAAUGAUAUUUUGAAGAAAUUUCAGAUAGAACAUUCAAAGCCAGUUUCUACUCCAGUUAAAGAGAAGCUCAAGUUGCUGAGAGAAGAUAAAGGAAGAGCAGUAAAUCUUACAUAUUACAAAAACUUGAUUGGAAGUUUGAGGUACUUAACUGCAAUCAGACCAGAUAUUGUGUUUGGAGUUGAUUUGCUUAGCAGAUUUAUGGAGGAGUCUUGUACCAACCAUUUGCAAGCGGCAAAACGAAUUCUUCGAUAUAUCAAAGGUACUUUAAAUGAUGAUAUUUAUUAUGAAAAUACUAAUGAAGUGAACCUUAUCGAUCACACUGAUAGUGAAUGGGUUGGAGAUAUAAAAACAAGAAAAAGUACUUCGGGAUUUGCAUUUCAUAUUGGUUCUGGUGCAAUUUCAUGGUCAUCAAAGAAACAACCAGUAGUAGCAUUUUCUACAGCAGAAGCAGAAUAUAUAGCAGCAGCAAGUUGUGCAACGCAAGCAGUUUGGCUAAGAAGAAUUCUUGAGGAAUUGAAUGAGAAACAAAGUACUCUAACAGCAAUAUUUUGCGAAACAAGUCAGCUAUUGUACUUUACAAAAAUCCAGUAUUCUAUGGAAGAUCGAAGCAUAUUGAUAUUCGAGUUUAUAAAAUAA
This is a messenger RNA of Arachis stenosperma, 726 nucleotides long. Its product is annotated as secreted RxLR effector protein 161-like. The record is from RefSeq and is a predicted model, not a curated record. The transcript has a single exon. The coding region runs from base 1 to 726 and encodes 241 amino acids. Lineage: Eukaryota; Viridiplantae; Streptophyta; Magnoliopsida; Fabales; Fabaceae.